Molecule: messenger RNA, 786 nt
Organism: Setaria italica (foxtail millet)
Lineage: Eukaryota; Viridiplantae; Streptophyta; Magnoliopsida; Poales; Poaceae
Exons: 1
Coding region: 98-556 (152 amino acids)
Source: RefSeq, a predicted model, not a curated record
ACCUCCAAGCCAACACACAGUCACACACCACCCCUCUCUUCUUCUCUCCUGUGUUUCCAUAGCCACCUAGUAGCGUAGUAGUGUGCGUGCGAGGUCUAUGGCCGGAGUGCGGGAAGAAGAGUUCGACGAGGGAGAUGUAUGGGACGUGCUGCUGGGCGAUCACCAUCAGGGCAGCAGCGCGGCGGCGGAGGCGGAGGCGCUCGUGGCGACUCCGCCGAGGAAUAGGAGGGUCAGCGGCGGCGGGAAGGACAAGAAGAAGGGCGCCGCCGCGGCCGAGAGAGACGGCGUGGUGGUGAGCGGCUGCAGGCCCGGCAAGCCGAGGUCGUCGGCGCCGGUGGCCAUCCCGGCGGCCGGCAGCCGCGGCGGCGGCGAGGAGGAGGAGGAGGACGGGGCGGAGAUGCUGCUGCUGCCGCCGCACGAGUGGCUGGCGAGGAAGAUGGAGCGGAUGGGCGUGGCAUCGCCGCCGGACCAGGCGUGCAGGGGCCGGAGCAAGGGCCGGGAGCUCACCAAGGUCAGGGACGCCGUGCUCCCCAAGACCGCCUUCUCCGACCAGUAGUUUAAUUAAUCUACAAGGAGAAGCCUAUGCCUGCAUGCACACUUCAAGCAAAUGGAACAAUGCAUGUUCUUCAUUGCUCGAAGCAUGCAAAUUUAAAUUCCUAAGCUAGCUUAUUGACAUGCAUGCUCGACCAUUAUAUUAGCUAGUUAUAAUAAGGGGGUGUUUGGAAGGAGGAGGCUAAACUUUAGCCCUGUCACAUCGGAUGUUCGGAUACUAAUUAGGAGGACUAA